GACGGUGAUAGAGCGUGGCGCAGAGGAGUUCGGCAUUACUGACACAACGCGCGCAUUGUGCCCGUUUUCUCGCAGUGCCUGCCUCCAUGUGCGAUGAUGCCUCCCUCGCUAUCUCUGAGUCAAGGCAAUGCUGCGGUGCAGGGUUUAGGGAAUCAGGCGACGGACUUUUCUUGUGAUACGCAGUAGAAAAGCUUUGGACGGCUCGCUCCGUAGGGUGGUGGUGGUGGUGAAAGUGGAGUCGAGUGGAUUAGUUAUGGUCGAGACGCAGCUGCGAGGAAGGUCGGCGUUCUUGCUGGAUGGAUUUGUCAGCCCGCGAUUGCGUGAUGUGAUUCGCGAGUAAUGCGGGAGAGAGGUGUUUGUUCUUGUGGAGGUGGGGGUGGUGCUGAUGUCAAGGCUUGAGAAUUGACUGCAGCUUGGGGAUCUUGAGGAAGCUCUGCGUUAUUUCUCCUGAUAGCGGAUUGGAGCUUCUGUAGUGAUCCUUAUCAACGCAACUAUAUUUAGGAGUAUGUAAUGAAAAAUGAAGUUCCUUAUUCAGCUCAGUCAUGUUAGGGAGGGUGAGAAGUGAAGGUCAAUACGCCUGUCACAUUCUCGCAUGUAAGGGGCGUAGCUAUUAUAAGCGUCUCGGGUAAGUUCUUCAUGGCGUUUAAACGGGGUGCACCAUCAGGCUUGCUGACAAGAAACAAUAAUGCCAAGCAUGGGGCGUGUAGAGUCUCUGUUAUUGCGCUCCUACUUGUCUCCGUUUGUGCCCCCCUUGUCAUCAUAACAUCGAGGACGACAAAACUUUUCUCCGCAGGUUCAGCUUCCGAUGAUGCAGCUUUCUCGACAAGAGCAGAAGAAAUGAGAAGGCGUGCUGCUCUGGAAGCCAUAGAUGCCUUGUUCCCGAAAGAGGUGCUUGAUAUUGUUUCUGCGAAUCCAGAAGAUAAUGAACCAUUGAAUCUCAACGUUAUCCUCACGGAUUUGUCUUCAUCAUGGGUGCAAGAGGAGAGCACUUUCAUGACUAGAAAGUCUAGCUCCUAUCAGAAUUCUCGAGUUGUUUCAGAGGACGAUAUUAAGAGUAAGGAUCUCGAGAUCAAAGAGUCUGAGGGUAAGGAAUAUGAUGUGAAAGAAGGCACUGAGGCUCCUAAGGCUGGGGAAAACGCAACCGUCAUUGCAGAGCGCAAGGAUCUUGAAAUUUCCGAUGCUAGAGGUAACGGCAUCAUAAAAUUCGUUCCAAAUCAGGAUGAUGAAGUCACAAAACUAGCUAGAAAGCAACAAAGACUAGCGAGACAACAGCAGAGGCUCAUUGCGUUGAUACAGCGCGAUCAAGAGCAAGUUCGGAAGCUGGAAGCUGAAGUUAUAGAGAAGUCCAAAGUAGUGACCAAUAACAUCACUGCCAAAUACAGCGUCUGGAGGCGGGAUCCCGACUAUGAAAACCCCGACGCUUUGGCCAGGUUGAUGCGGGACCAAUUGAUAAUGGCUCGAGUAUAUGCAUAUAUAGCUCAGUCUCGAGGGCACUAUGAACUUGUCAGGGAUCUGAAGCUUCGAAUCAAGGAGCAUACACUUACACUUGGUGACGUGACUUCCGACGCUGAGCUCCCACCUGGGGCUGAUGAGAAGAUGAAGCUCAUGGGUGAGCUUCUACUUCAAGCGAGAGAAAAGGAUUACGACAAAGGCGUCAUGGUCAAGAAGCUGAGAGCCAUGCUUCAAGCAGCUGAGGACACUGCCCGCUCGCUGAAAAAACAGGGCACUUUUUUGAGUCAAUUAGCUGCUAAAACUAUUCCCAAGGGACUCCACUGCUUCUCUCAAAGGCUGACAGUAGAAUUCUACGCCCUUGCAUCAAAAUAUCGGGAGUUCCCGGAUCAAAAUAAAUUGGAAGAUCCUGCUUUGUUCCACUAUGCUCUUUUCUCUGACAACAUUUUGGCAGCAGCAGUUGUGGUGAACUCCACUAUUACCAAUGCGAAGGAUCCCAGUAAGCAUGUCUUUCAUGUUGUUACAGACAAACUGAACUAUGGGGCCAUGCGCAUGUGGUUCUUGCUCAACCCCCCCGGUGCUGCUACCAUCCAAGUUGAGAGUGUGGAUGAUUUUAAAUGGCUGAAUUCCUCCUAUUGUCCAGUGUUGAAGCAGCUGGAGUCAGCUGCCAUGAAGGAGUAUUACUUCAAGGCCGACAACGCAAACACACUCGCUGCGGGAACUUCAAACUUGAAGUACAGGAACCCGAAGUAUUUGUCUAUGCUCAAUCACCUGCGAUUCUAUCUACCAGAGGUUUACCCCAAGCUGGAUAAGAUACUUUUCCUGGAUGACGACAUUGUUGUACAAAAGGAUCUCACAGGGCUUUGGGACAUUGACUUGAAGGGGAAUGUUAAUGGGGCUGUUGAAACUUGUGGUCCCAGCUUUCAUAGAUUCAACACAUAUUUAAAUUUUUCUAAUCCCCUCAUUGCCAGAAACUUCAAAUCAGAUGCUUGUGGUUGGGCCUAUGGAAUGAACAUUUUUGAUUUGAAGCAAUGGAAAAUCCAAGACAUCACGGGUAUUUACCAUAAAUGGCAAAGCAUGAAUGAGGAACGAACUUUGUGGAAGCUUGGGACUCUACCACCAGGCCUUAUCACGUUCUAUAAGCUGACUCAACCUCUGGAAAAGUCAUGGCACGUCCUUGGAUUAGGCUACAAUCCAGCCAUCGAAGAAACGGAUAUCGAAUCUGCUGCAGUCAUACAUUGGAACGGAAAUAUGAAACCAUGGUUGGAAAUCGCUAUUUCAAAAUUCAAGCCAUAUUGGUCGAAGUAUGUAAAGUAUGAUCAUCCCUUCCUGCAGCAGUGCAAUGUCAAUGAGUGAGGCCUUGUUUGUUCAAGAAAAUGUACCAAAAGCCUGUUCGCAGGAAGCGCUUAACCUUGUCUGAAAUUGCUUACUAGGUAGGGCAUUAAUGCUUAUAUUGCAGAAUUUACAACCCCAGAAAAUCAUUGUCUGGAGAAUUUAGAAGUAGGGAUGAGGAAACGUCACGACUUUCCCAGUUAACUACACAUUUUAUUUUAUUUUUGACUUCAUUGAUUCGGUUUAGUCACACUGAGUAAUGUAGUGUUUCCAGCUGACCUGAGAUGAACUAUUUUCGCUUCGCACGCUAUUUGUGAAAGUGAUGAUCUUUGGUGGGGUGUCCUCAGUAAAUAUAUGAUUUUUCAUCAGAAGAUGAAUAUAGAA
This is a messenger RNA of Physcomitrium patens, 3165 nucleotides long. RefSeq names its product polygalacturonate 4-alpha-galacturonosyltransferase. The record is from RefSeq and is a predicted model, not a curated record. Lineage: Eukaryota; Viridiplantae; Streptophyta; Bryopsida; Funariales; Funariaceae. Gene Ontology annotation, molecular function: polygalacturonate 4-alpha-galacturonosyltransferase activity.